This is a messenger RNA of Arachis duranensis, 772 nucleotides long. RefSeq lists its product as uncharacterized. Lineage: Eukaryota; Viridiplantae; Streptophyta; Magnoliopsida; Fabales; Fabaceae. Bases 1 to 555 code for a protein of 184 amino acids. The transcript has 2 exons. The record is from RefSeq and is a predicted model, not a curated record. Gene Ontology annotation, biological process: root development; shoot system development.
AUGAUUAAGAUUGGAGAGGUGCCAAAGGGCAAGAUCAAGGAGAAUGUACAAUCCCUUCAUUCAUCUCUUAGAAGAAGAAAGGGAGACUCAUGCAUUGAAAAGAGCAUAGCCGAAUACAAUUCCUCCUCAAAGAAGAUGAGGAAGAAUGUCAACAAGUUGAUCACAUCUUUGAAGCACCUACAAAGCAAAUAUGGAAUCUUAAAUCAGCAUCAAGAUCUUAGCAUUCUAAGCAAAGUGAUAGCAAUAAGCAUGUGUGUCUUCCAAUGUCUGCUAUCAUUCUUGGGUGGUCCUUCAAAGUCAAAGGCAAUCAAAUGGAUGAACAAGUUGAUGCAAAAGGGAGAAGUGAACUCAGAGAGUGGCAAUGAAUUGCAAUUGGCGGAUGCAGCUUUGAACACCCUCUUAAAUGAAGGUGCAAAAGGCUCCCAGAUUCAUGCUUCCAAUGAACAAUUAGAGGCUUUGGAGAUUGCUAUUGAAAGCAUUGAGAGUGGUUUGGAGAACUUAUUUAGGCGCAUGAUUAAGACUAGAACAUCCCUUUUGAACAUAUUAUCCCAAUAGAAUACACACUAUCUUCAGAAUACCAAUUUUGAUCUACCAUAUGUGUAUAUAUAUAUGUGUACAAAUGCAAUCAAAUCAAAUACAUACAAAAGUUUAUACUCUAAAUUUUGGUGUCUUUCUUGUUUAAUCAUUGUUUUAUUUAUCUAAUAGCAGAUACUAUAUGAAUAUGCUCCUGCUUAAUGAACAAAACAAUUAAUAUCCAGUAAUUAGAUUUGAC